This is a messenger RNA of Myotis daubentonii (Daubenton's bat), 1923 nucleotides long. RefSeq names its product Wnt family member 8A (gene WNT8A). The coding region runs from base 166 to 1275 and encodes 369 amino acids. The transcript is spliced from 5 exons. Gene Ontology annotation, biological process: canonical Wnt signaling pathway; neuron differentiation; cell fate commitment. Gene Ontology annotation, cellular component: extracellular region. The record is from RefSeq and is a predicted model, not a curated record. Lineage: Eukaryota; Metazoa; Chordata; Mammalia; Chiroptera; Vespertilionidae. Gene Ontology annotation, molecular function: frizzled binding; cytokine activity.
UUGAUUUUUCCCCCUUGGCCAUUCAGAAUUUCCCAACAUAUAUACUGAGGAAGACCCUGCUCUCUCCUCACUUUUUCUCUGGACUUGUCCCUGGGCUGAAUUUAGUCCUCUCGGGGAGGGCAGGGCCAUGGGAGUCCUGUUUAUGCUCAGGGUGGCUGCGGGCAUAUGCUAUGCCACUUUCAGUGCCUCUGCCUGGUAAGUCCUUUCCCCCACCCUCACUCCCUGCCAAGGAAGCCCCAUUAUCUCAGCCCUGUUCACCAAUGCCUCACUUUUUCUCUCUUUGGUAGGUCAGUGAACAAUUUCCUGAUAACAGGUCCCAAGGCUUAUCUGACCUACACUACCAGUGUGGCGCUGGGUGCCCAGAGUGGCAUUGAAGAGUGUAAGUUCCAAUUUGCUUGGGAACGCUGGAACUGCCCUGAAAAUGCUCUCCAGCUCUCUACUCACAACAGGCUGAGAGGUGCCACCAGGGAGACUUCAUUCAUUCAUGCUAUCAGCUCUGCGGGAGUCAUGCACACCAUCACCAAGAACUGUAGCAUGGGCGACUUUGAAAGCUGUGGCUGUGAUGAGUCAAAAAAUGGAAAAACAGGAGGCCAUGGCUGGAUCUGGGGAGGCUGCAGCGACAAUGUGGAAUUUGGGGAAAGGAUUUCCAAACUCUUUGUGGACAGCCUGGAGAAGGGAAAGGAUGCCAGAGCCCUGAUGAAUCUUCACAACAACAGGGCAGGCAGGCUGGCCGUAAGAGCCACCAUGAAAAGGACCUGCAAAUGCCAUGGCAUCUCAGGGAGCUGCAGCAUCCAGACAUGCUGGAUGCAGUUGGCUGACUUACGGGAGAUAGGAGACUUCCUAAAGGCCAAGUAUGACCAAGCACUGAAAAUUGAGAUGGAUAAGCGGCAGCUAAGAGCUGGGAACAGUGCCGAGGGCCACUGGACACCCAGAGAAGCCUUCCUUCCCAGUGCAGAGGCUGAACUGAUCUUUUUAGAAGAAUCACCAAAUUACUGUAUCCGCAAUUCCAGCCUGGGCAUCUUGGGCACAGAGGGUCGGGAAUGUUUGCAGAACAGCCACAACACAUCCAGGUGGGAUCGACACAGCUGCAGGCGCCUGUGCACUGAGUGUGGCCUGCAGGUGGAAGGGAGGAGAACUGAGGCCAUCAGCAGCUGUAACUGCAAAUUCCAGUGGUGCUGUAUAGUCAAGUGUGACCAGUGUAAGCAUGUGGUGAACAAGUACUAUUGCACCCGCUCCCUGGGCAGUGCUUGGUCCCGAGGCAAGGGCAGCACAUGAUAACACUCCACACAAACUUACUUGUUCAGUUGAAUGACAAUGGAGGGGGACACAGCUUCUCCCUUGGACAGAGUAUAUUGGAAAAUCACAGGGUUGGUCUUGAUAUCUGCAAUACAUGGGAAAAUUGAGGCUCAAGAUUAUACAGCAUACUCUUAACAGAGUAUGAAAUUGGAGCCUGGGCCUCCUAAUUGUACCUUCCCACAAGUUACUUCCUGGUUUUUGUACCUGUACUUUUGGAGGUUAUUUGGUUUGGGAUCCAUAUCCAGAGGGACCUUCAAAGUAAUGUUUCCCUGUAAAUUUCAGAACACGUUCAACCUAGCUGUGCCGCUGAGAAUCAGAGGGAAUGGAAGCAAAAAGUGACAGAGUUCUGUCCAGGCUCCUGAAGGAGCAACCUUCCCCUACUCUGACUAGCUCCAAAAAGACCAGCUACAAGUUUAUGCAGAUGAAUGCAGCAGAGACCACAUACCUGCCUUGUGGGAGGCUUGUAGUUGUGUUUUUCACCUGAGUAUGCACUUUUGAAAAAUUCUUCCCACCCAAUCCUGGGGAACCAGGAUCCAACAUGACCUGAGGACUUUUCCAGCUCAGAAACCACCUUUGGACCAUGGAGAAGUAAUGGUCCCAGUAAGUGGACAGGUGACUACAACUUAU